CUUAGCUUUUCUCCACUGUUCAAUACCUGUCAGAUAUGAAGUCAGCACUAGCUGUUUGCUUCCUCGUGCUAUGUUUCAGUGCCAUUUCGAUGGCCUUAACCCGUGAAUAUUACUUUGCAAUUCGUGAAAUUGAGUGGAAUUACGCUCCAAGUGGGAAGAACAUCAUUGCUGGCACGAAGAUCGACAAGGACGAGCAUGCUUCAGUAUUCUUGAAACGUGACGCCACCAGGAUAGGGAGUGUAUACAAGAAGGCUGUGUAUAUGGAGUAUACUGCUGGUAAUUACACCAAGGAGGUUAAGAAGCCUGAAUGGCUUGGAUUUCUGGGACCAAUUAUAAAGGCAGAACAAGGCGACAUCAUCAUCGUUCACCUGAAGAAUUUUGCUCUCCGGCCUUAUUCACUUCAUCCUCAUGGCAUCACUUACACUAAAAGCAAUGAAGGAUCAUUUUACCCUGACAACUCCACAGAUUUGGAGAAACGGGAUGAUAUUGUAAAUCCAGGAAAUAAUUACACCUAUACCUGGACCUUAACAGAAGAUCAUAGCCCAGCAGAAGAUGACUUUGAUUGUUUGACAAGGAUCUAUCAUUCACACAUUGAUGCUCCCAUGGAUAUUUCAGCUGGGCUUAUUGGACCAUUGAUCAUUUGUAAAAAAGGUGUUUUAACUGGCAAGAAGAAACAAGACAAGCAAAUAGCCAAUGAAGAGUUUGCCCUCCUGUUCUCAGUAGUGGAUGAAAACUUGAGCUGGUAUCUUGAUGACAAUAUCAAGAGAUAUUGCACUAACCCAAAGAAAGUGGAUAAAGAUGAUGAAGACUUUAUUGAAAGCAACAAAAUGCACUCUAUUAAUGGAUACGUCUAUGGGAACCUUCCUGGCCUAUCAAUGUUUGCUGGAGACAAAGUGGUCUGGUAUCUUUUUGGAAUGGGAAACGAGGUGGAUAUUCACUCAGCGUACUUCCAUGGGCAAAUGCUGGAUAAUGCUCAUCACCACACUGAUACCAUCAGUCUAUUCCCUGCCACUUUUGUUACCGCUGUAAUGGUACCCAAUAACCCUGGGAAAUGGCUUCUCAGCUGUCAAGUAAACGACCACAUAGAAGCUGGAAUGCAGGCUUUGUUUGAAGUUCUAGACUACAAGAAGAAAGCCAAAAAGGACACAAGUAAAGAAAAGGAAAGAAGAUAUUACAUUGCUGCAGAGGAAAUAAUAUGGGACUAUGGACCAUCAGGCGUGGACCAAUUCACAGCAAGACCUCUGGAUAGUGCACAAGGAGAUGCUGUGGUAUUCUUUGAAAAAGGAGAAAACAGAAUUGGAGGAAAGUACAUUAAGGCUGUUUACAGGGAAUACACAGAUGACACUUUUAAAAAGCUCAAGCCCAGAACACCAGAUGAGCAACAUCUUGGAAUACUCGGACCUGUCAUUAAGGCAGAGGUUGGAGAUAACAUCAAGGUGACUUUUUGGAACAACGCCAGCCAAACCUACAGCAUACAACCACAUGGAGUGUUCUACCAGAAAGAUGUUGAGGGAGCGAAGUAUCAAAUCAAUACAACAGAGUAUGUGGGACAGCCUGCCCGUUCGCCCCAUGUUUCGCCUGGCCAGACAUUUAUUUAUCAGUGGAAGAUCCCCAAAGAUUUUGGGCCUGGCAAGGAUGAAGCUGACUGCCUGACCAGACUCUAUUACUCGGCAGUGGACCCCAUAAAGGACAGCAGCUCAGGUCUGGUUGGGCCCCUCAUUGUCUGCAAAAAGAACGCAUUGGAUUCACAGGGCAAACAGAUAAACAUGGACAAGGAAUUCUACCUGAUGGCGACAGUGUUUGAUGAGAAUCUAAGCUGGUAUUUACAGAAUAACAUUAACAGAUUUACAACCAAGCCUAAAACUGUCAACAAAGAAGAUGAAGACUUCCAGGAAUCAAACAAAAUGCACUCAAUCAACGGAUAUAUGUAUGGCAAUCAACCAGGCCUGACAAUGUGCAACUCGAAUAAAGUGUCCUGGCAUUUGAUUGGCCUGGGCUCAGAAGUCGAUAUCCAUGGCAUUUACUUCCAGGGCAACACCUUCACCAGCCAAGGAACACGCAGAGACACGAUGAAUCUGUUCCCACACAUCUCUGCCACGGUCAUCAUGCAACCUGACAACCAAGGCACAUUUGAGAUUUCCUGCAAGACCACAGACCACUAUGCUGGAGGAAUGAAACAGUUUUACACAGUGAAUAAAUGUACAUGGUUCAGCUUUCCUAAAGUCUACCAUGAAAAGAAGUACUACAUCGCAGCAGUUGAAAUUGAAUGGGAUUAUUCACCUUCAAGGAAGUGGGAACUGGAAAGACACAUGUUUCAUGACGAAAGUCCUGGCAAGCCUUACGUAGUUCGAGGAAAUGUGACCAUUGGGUCUAGGUAUAAAAAAGUAGUUUAUCGGGAGUAUACUGAUAAGACAUUUACUAAACAAAAGGAGAGAACUGCAGAGGAGGAACACCUGGGGAUUCAAGGCCCACUAAUACGUGGGAAAGUCCACGAUAAGAUCAAAAUUGUUUUCAAGAACCUUGCUUCAAGACCCUACUCAAUUCAUUCACAUGGAGUAAAGACAGAAGGCUCUGCGGUUAAAUAUACUCUUCCAGGUGAGACGGAAACGUAUACGUGGAAGAUUCCUGAUCGAUCAGGUCCCGAGGAAAAGGAAUCUCAAUGCAUUACCUGGGCGUAUUACUCAACUGUGGAUCCAAUUAAGGAUCUCUACAGUGGCCUGAUAGGGACCCUGGUGAUCUGCCGCAAGAGUUUCUUAGAAUCAAUUGGUUUGAAGAAAGCAGUGUCCAGGGAAUUUGCUCUCCUCUUCUUAGUUUUUGAUGAGAAUGAGUCAUGGUAUUUGGAUGAAAAUGUUAAAAAAUAUUGUGUCACGCCGAAACAAGUUAACAAGGAAAAUGAGGAUUUUAUUGAGAGCAACAAAAAACAUGCUAUUAAUGGGAGACUCUAUGGAAACUUGAACGGGCUGGAUAUGUAUGUUGGUGAAACUGUGCUUUGGUAUCUCACUGGGAUGGGCAAUGAAGUGGACAUGCACACUGUUCAUUUCCAUGGCCACAGCUUUGAGUAUAAGGCGAAUGGAGUACACCAUGGAGAUGUUUACGAUCUCUUCCCAGGAACCUUCCAAACUGUAGAGAUGUACCCGGAACGCACUGGAACUUGGCUUCUCCACUGCCAUGUAACAGAUCACAUACACGCUGGCAUGGAAACGACAUACACUGUCCACAAGAAACCAGAGGAAGAGAGUGGCUUUUCCAAGCUCAAGAAGGCCUUUGGUUGAGGUUCUGCUAAUUGUGACCAGCUGAAGACUGUACAGAUAACUAAUUCCUGCUCGUGAUACCUUCGACUCUGGCAGCACCUCGCGCGAAGGCUUGUUUAAUUGGAAGUGCUACGGAAAUUUCACAUGGACUGGCAUGACCCCUGUGCCACUACGUGCCUAAUGACAUGUUAAGCUCACUCAUUUCUGUUUAUUACUGUAUUUACAAAAUAAAUAUAAAACACUUACUCCCGGACAGUUGGGUAAAGUGUGU
Hypanus sabinus (Atlantic stingray) is the source of this 3522-nucleotide messenger RNA. RefSeq names its product ceruloplasmin (gene cp). Gene Ontology annotation, cellular component: plasma membrane. Gene Ontology annotation, molecular function: copper ion binding; oxidoreductase activity. The coding region runs from base 36 to 3272 and encodes 1078 amino acids. The transcript has 19 exons. NCBI's taxonomy places the organism in Eukaryota, Metazoa, Chordata, Chondrichthyes, Myliobatiformes, Dasyatidae. The record is from RefSeq and is a predicted model, not a curated record. Gene Ontology annotation, biological process: iron ion transport.